ACAGCCAGAAGAGGACUGGCCACCCCUCAGAGCCUGAAUUUACUGAUCCUGGGCAUCCUGCAGUCCUUCACCAUGGCACCUGUCUUUGUGCUGUCCAUUUUCAUCGCUGUUCUCUGCUCAGUUCAGGGCCGAUCUAUAGGGAAAGCUUCAUUUGAAAGGAGUGAAGAGGACAUGGAAUAUGACGGCACCAGCACCAACAGCAUUGAGGAGGAUGAAUAUUCUGCGUCAACGCUCAUUGAGAAGGCCAACAGAAAUCUUGGACAAAGACUUGAUGAGCCACUAGUCAUGUUUGGGGACAUUGCAGUAGAUACUGGGUUCAUGAACGCUGACCCCUGCACAGCUCGCGGAUGCAAGUGGCAGAAGUCCUCUGAUGGGAACGUUUACGUGCCCUUUGUGAUCUCUAAUGAAUACUCGGCCCGGGAGAGGGCCGUAAUUGAAGGCGGGCUGCAAACCUUUGCUGCAUCAACCUGCAUCCGAUUCUUUGCCCGAACCAAUCAGAGGGACUUUGUGGACAUCCAGUCUCAGUCAGGCUGUUUCUCGUUUAUUGGACGCCGGGGCAAUGGCCAGGUGGUGUCUCUGAGUAGGCAAGGAUGUGUCUUUCUGUCUGUGGUGCAGCAUGAACUGCUGCAUGCCUUGGGCUUCAACCAUGAGCAAACACGCAGUGACCGGGAUAGCAAUGUUCAAAUCCUGAUUCAGAACGUUAUUCCUGGAAUGGAAUUCAAUUUCAGAAAGAUCAACACGAUUAACUUGGGGACUCCUUAUGACUAUAAUUCUGUCAUGCACUACUCAAGGUUUGCCUUCUCCAGGAACAGGCAGCCCACCAUUCUUCCAAUCCCUGACAAUAAUGCAGUUAUUGGCAGGGCAACUCAGAUGAGCCCCAAUGAUAUUCUGCGGAUCAAUCGUCUCUACAACUGCACGGGGCAGCAGUUAGACUGAUUUGAGAAGUGCGAUGGUAGAGCGUUUGCUGAGGAUUGGAACUGCAGUUAUAGCUUGCUUUUCAACUUUGAACAUGAACUCAAUAAACAAACUAUUUGUUAUGCUGAAAGAAUGAAUUGAGACGCAGAUAGCCAUUUUUUGAGAAAGUAUAGCUUUACGUUUGUAUAUCAGAUCUGGUAUAGCUUAUCAUAGAUAGAACAUUGGUAUGGCAAAACAAUGUACUGUAGACUACUGAAACAUUAUCACAAUAAACAUAUGUAGUAAUGUG
Messenger RNA from Salvelinus namaycush (lake trout), 1204 nucleotides. Its product is annotated as high choriolytic enzyme 1-like. Bases 73 to 936 code for a protein of 287 amino acids. Gene Ontology annotation, molecular function: zinc ion binding; metalloendopeptidase activity. Lineage: Eukaryota; Metazoa; Chordata; Actinopteri; Salmoniformes; Salmonidae. The transcript has 10 exons. Gene Ontology annotation, biological process: proteolysis. The record is from RefSeq and is a predicted model, not a curated record.